AUGGCGUCACAACAGCAGCAACACGCUCCGGGAGGACAUUACUCGGGCCAUAACCCAAUCCCUACCGUCAGGCAGUUCGUCGAAAACCUGGACAAGGACAAGGCGGCUCGAGACAAGAGAAUAGACGAAGCAUCCAAGCAGCAGAACCAGCAACAAUUGCAACCCCAUAAGCAGCAGGAAAGACAAAUAAAGGGUACAGAGCAGGUGGUUACUGACCCUACGACUGGUAGGGAAGUCACCAUUGCCGAUGUCAACGAGGAUAUGAUGGACGAGGUCGAGAACCCGCAUCUAGUCAUACCAAAUGCAAACCUUGAUAAGCAAACACCCAUCAAGACCGAUGCCUCCCAGUCGCUCGAAGACUACAAGCACAACCAGGAUGUCACAGCUCCACCGGAUCCAGUCGCCGAAGGCACGACGACCGACGUACCUAUUCACGGCGAAAAGACGAACGUUCUCUUCCACCCGACACCCUCGGUCAGCUACGAACCCAUGUUUGCCGCACUCGAAACACGGGCCAACUACCUGUGCGCAGGUAUCUUGAUUGGAACAGUUGUCGUAGGCAAGAUGUUCGGUGGCGCACUGAAGGGUCUAAUACCACUCGGCAUGUGCCUGGCUUCUGGCGUAUUUCUCUGGAUGAAGGAAGUCGUGCGCAGCGGACGAGAGGUAGAGUGGGACAGCGAGCAAGUCCGUGGCCAGAUGGCCUCUCUGAACUUGCUACCCGAGUCCGUCGAGUGGAUGAACACGCUUCUCGCUAUUGUGUGGGGCCUCAUCAACCCCGACAUGUUCUCUGGCGUUGCAGACAUGCUUGAAGAUGUCAUGCAGGCCUCCGUACCAGGUGUCAUCGAAAACGUCCGCGUGGCCGAAAUCAACCAAGGAAGCAACCCGUUGCGCAUCCUUAGCUUGCGAGCACUUCCGGACUCACACAUGGGCGACAUGAAGAGGUCCAUCCACGAAGAGAACAAAAAGACGAAAGACCCACAAGAAGCAGCAGCAGACGAAGAAGGUGGAGAUUACUACAAUCUGGAGGUCUCUUUCGCAUAUCAUGCGAGCCCCAGUGGAAAGCGAGUUUCGGAGAGAGCACGAAACAUGCACAUGCAGCUGGUAUUCUACUUGGGGAUUAAGGGUCUGUUCGGUGUUCCGCUGCCCAUCUUCGUCGAAUUGCAGGGACUUGUCGGCACAGUCCGCCUGCGUCUCAACAUGACACCCGAGCCUCCUUUCCUAAAGACGUUGACCUUCACGUUGAUGGGCGCACCGCAGGUCAGUGCCGGAUGUACACCCAUGGUGGAAAAGGGUGUAAAUAUCCUCAACCUUCCAUUGAUCAGCAACUUCGUCAACUACGCCAUCAAGGCAGCAGCAAGCAUGUACGUUGCGCCCAAGUCUAUGUCUAUUGACAUGCGAGCUAUCCUCCAGGGCGACUCCGUUCAAAAGGACACGGAAGCCCUCGGUGUUCUCUGGAUCCGUAUUCACCGCGCUGUUGGCCUAAGCAAGCAAGACAAACGCGGAUCGAAACAUGGUGGAAGCGACCCUUACAUCACUAUCGCCUUCUCAAAAUACGGAAAACCCAUGUACUGCACUCGGGUCAUUACCGAUGAUCUGAAUCCGAUCUGGGAAGAGACAGCAGCUGUUCUUGUUGGACCGGAAUUGAUCAAAGCCAAUGAGAAUCUGAGCGUAGAACUCUGGGACUCCGACCGACACACCGCCGAUGACAUUGUCGGAAAGGUCGAGAUUUCCAUGCAGAAGAUGAUUCAACACCCCGGCAAGAUGUACCCGCAGACUUCAAAGCUGGCUGGUAUGGAUGCCGAUAGCGAGAUGCCUGGAGAACUUCACUGGGAAGUCGGCUACUUCACCAAGCCGAAGUUCAGGAAAGAGAUGCGAACGGACGGCAAGAACAAGUCGCUCCCAGACGAGUUGAAGGACAAGCCUGAGUUACAAGACGAGAAGGGUGUCAUCAACUCCGAAGAGGAUGAUGCUGUCAUGCAUACUCCACCGGAUCCUCUGUGGCCCAGCGGUAUCUGCAGUGUGGUUUGCCACCAGAUUGUGAACCUAGAGCUCGAGAACGUCAAGGGUAGCGCCGACCCUAGAGGUCGCGAGUACGAGCCUGCGAAGCCUUACGGCGAAGGCAAAGAAGAGACUGGUGGCAAUCUUCCGAACAGCUACUGUACGAUCUUGUUCAACGACGAGCUAGUCUACCGAACUCGUUCGAAGGCUGUCUCAUCUCAGCCCAUCUUCAACGCAGGUACCGAACGAUUCGUUCGUGACUGGCGAUCGGCCAUCAUCACGGUAACGGUGCGCGACCAAAGGAACAGGGAGCACGACCCCAUUCUGGGCGUGGUUCCACUGAAGCUAUCUGACAUCCUCGAAACAUCAUCACAGGUUACGCGAUGGUAUCCGCUCGACGGUGGUAUCGGUUUCGGUCGCAUACGCAUCUCUCUGUUAUUCCGCAGCAUCGAAACUCGUCUACCACCGCAGAUGCUUGGCUGGGACGUCGGCACCUUCGAAUUCCGGUCGCAGCGCAUUCUGGCUUUAGGCUACAACCAUCACCCCAAGAUCAAGUUGCGGACUGGAGGUAGCACCGGCAAGCUAGGCCGCAGCGCUGCCACCAAGCUCCAAGAAGGCGAUGGCUAUUACUGGGAUUUGGAAGAAGGCAAUGGGAAGAACAACGUCCGAUUACCAGUUAAGCACCGCUACAGGUCCCCGAUCGUGUUCGAAUUCCACAUCAGCAAUCAUCGCAAGGCCGACGCUUAUGCCGUGAUUUGGCUCCAGCACUUCAUCGACAACGAGGAUGCCGACAUUAACAUCCCAAUCUGGAAGACCGCUGCUCCUGCUCGACUAACACAGAACUACAUCACCGAAUCAAACUGCCACAAGGAACCUGGUCUCGAUGACCUCCAAGAGGUGGGCCGCCUGCAAUUCCGUGCUCGCUUCAAGGCCGGUACAGACGAGGCGCACGCUGCUUUCAUCACCGACAAUGACACACGCGAGACCUUCGAGACAUGGGAGGCUUGUGUUACGGAGGGUGUUCGAAACCACAAGGUCGAAAAGGAGAUACCAGAUCGCGUGCAGGAGCUGCAUGACCAGUCAUUGACUACAGGACGUGACAUCCUGAAGAAUGCGAGUGAGGAAGAGAAGCGUCAGUGGCUCGCGAAGGAUGGUCAGGACUGGUCAGGUGCUUUUGGAGACAACCCGAAAGCCUACAUGAAUACCAGACGCCAAAAGAGACGUGAACCUGGCGUUGAAGAGCCACUACACGACCGUCACCAUCCAUCCGACAAUGAGGAUAACGACGACUCUGAUGACGACUAUGGCGCCAACUAUUCUUCAUCCGAUAUCGGUGUCGAAGAUGCUGAUACGGUAGGCAACGCGAAGGCUAUGAGUGGUGGCCAGGGCGGAGGUGAUCAAAGCAAAGGCAAUGGUCAACUGAAGUCACAAAAGACCGAUCUAUCGCCAACCGAGGAUCAUCAAGCUCGCCAGUCCAUGUCAACAGCUCGUACAAGUACCACAGCCGAGACAGAUGAAACAUCAUCGAGCGGAAAUGGAAGUGUCAACAAGCAGAACAAGAGAACUGAAGAGAGGAAGCACCGUGGGCUGAUGCAAUGGAAGCCUGCACGAAAUGCGAAAUUCGCAAAGGAUGAGGCUAAGAUCGGGCUGUCUAAGUUGAAGAAGAAGGUCACUGGAGGAUUGGACGGAAGGCAACCCGGUGUUGAGACUGAAACCGGAUAA
Alternaria ethzedia is the source of this 3720-nucleotide messenger RNA. RefSeq lists its product as uncharacterized. NCBI's taxonomy places the organism in Eukaryota, Fungi, Ascomycota, Dothideomycetes, Pleosporales, Pleosporaceae. The transcript is spliced from 5 exons. The record is from RefSeq and is a predicted model, not a curated record. The coding region runs from base 1 to 3720 and encodes 1239 amino acids. Gene Ontology annotation, molecular function: lipid binding.